Messenger RNA from Thamnophis sirtalis, 2383 nucleotides. Lineage: Eukaryota; Metazoa; Chordata; Lepidosauria; Squamata; Natricidae. The record is from RefSeq and is a predicted model, not a curated record.
GGUGCUAAAAGCAUCAUCUGAAAUUCUGGAUAUCCAAGGAUCAAGAUCUCACAACCUCCUUAAGAUGUCUAAAGGGAGUUUUUCUUGCUGUCCCCAAAACAAGGUUGCUUUGGAGAUCCAAGGAAGUACCUGGGUUUUUGUUUUUUGAUAUACAUCUCUGCGCAUAGAAAAAGUGACCUCACCCAACAUGAUAGGGGGAGGAGACAAAAGAGGCCCUAGGGUCAGUCUGAUUGGGACUGCUGAAACAUGCAUAGAAAAAAAGUUCCUGAAAGGAGAAACCACCAAUUGGAUUAUACAAAAUCCCUCCUUCAAGGGAUUCUCCUACCAGGACUCUAAGGGACCCCGAGAGCUUUGCAGCCAACUCUACCAAAUUCAUCGUGAAUGGCUGAGACCGGAAAAAAACACAAAAGCUCAGAUGUUGGACCUGGUGAUCCUGGAGCAGUUCCUGGCCAUCCUGCCCCCAGAGAUGGAGACUUGGGUCCGGGAAUGUGGAGCAGAGACCAGUUCCCAAGCUGUAGCCCUUGCAGAGGGCUUUCUCUUGAGCACAGCAAAUGACCACAAGCAGGGAGAGCAGCAGGUUCAGAAGCCCUUCCUGUUGGCUGCAGAAGACACUGAAGCAUGGAGGGAUCUGCUUUAUUCCUCUCAGGAAUUGAGCAUUCAGGAAGUGUCCCAGGAGGGUCCAUCUGAGAACUUAGCAGUCUCCAAGAAUAAAACAUUGAUAACUCUUGUGGGACCAUCUCUCUUUUGUGGUGUAGAAGCAGCGGUUGUGCUUCCAACUCGGAAUUCCUUGUCUUUCGAUGAUGUAGCUGUUUUCUUCUCAUUGGAGGAGUGGGAUCUGCUAGACUUCAACCAAAAAAUCCUGUACAACGAAGUUAUGUCGGAAAAUGCCAGGAACAUGGCCUCCACAGGAGUUGGGUGGCCAGAGAGUGCAAAUUAUAAACAGACAUCUGUAGAGCAUGCACAAACAGUCAGAAACAACCUUGGAGAAGAGAUGUUUGAAAAUCCGCGGGGACCAGAAACAUCUGAAUGCAACCAAUUACACAAGAGAAGAGCAAAAUCUUGUACUCCUCAGUGGGCAGAAAUCCAUUUUUAUCUUAGCCAGCAAGGACACAAAAAAGAAAGGAAAUGUCCCACCUGUGGAAAAACACGUAGAGAAAAUUCAGAUCUCUGCAAAUACUGCAGAACUCACGAUAAAGCAAAAAAAUAUAAAUUUGGGGAGUGUGAUCAAAAUUACAAUUGGUCCCUCCUUCCUACCUUACAUCAAAUGACCCAAACUGUAGAAAAAACAUAUCCCUGCACUGAAUGCGGGAAAACCUUCAGCAAGAGCAGUAAUCUUAAUGCCCAUAAAAGGAUCCAUACAGGUGAGAAACUAUAUCAGUGCAUGGAGUGUGGAAAGAUGUUCAGGUGGAGCAGCGGUCUCACUUACCAUAAGAGGAUCCAUUCAGGAGAGAAACCGUAUAAAUGCACAGAGUGCGGAAAGAGCUUCAGUGGCCUGAGUUCCUUUACUUCCCACAGAAGGAUGCAUUCUGGGGAAAAACCUUAUAAAUGCACCGAGUGCGGGAAGUGCUUCAGUGAAUUCAGUUCCUUUACUUCCCACAAAAGGAUGCACUCAGGAGAGAAACCCUAUAAAUGUGCAGAGUGUGGGAAGUGCUUCAGUUGCCUGAGUUCCUUUACGUCCCAUAAAAGGAUCCACUCGGGGGAGAAGCCAUAUAAAUGCAGGGAGUGUGGAAAGAACUUCACCAUAAGCAGUCACCUGAUUUCCCACAAAAGGAUUCACUCAGGCGAGAAACCUUAUCAAUGCACGGAAUGUGGAAAGAGCUUCACUUUAAGCAGCCAUCUUACUUCCCACAAAAGGAUCCAUUCAGGGGAGAAGCCCUACAAAUGUGUUGACUGCGGAAAGAAGUUCAGGUGGAGCUGUCACCUGACUUCCCAUAAGAGGAUGCACUUAGGAGAGAAACCCUAUAAAUGCACGGAGUGUGGAACGAGCUUCAUUAACCUGAGUUCCUUUACUUGCCAUAAAAGGAUCCACUCCGGUGAGAAACCAUAUCAAUGCACACAGUGUGGGAAAAAUUUCAGGAGUGCCACUAAUCUGAAUGAACACAAAAGGAUCCAUUCGGGUGAAAAGCCAUAUAAAUGCGCAGAAUGUGGGAAAAGCUUUAGGUGGAGCAGUUGCCUUACAUCCCAUAGAAGGAUCCACACGGGGGAGAAACCGUACAAAUGCACAGAGUGUGGAAAGGACUUCCGGAGGAGCUGUUCUCUCACUACUCAUAAAAGAAUUCACACAGGGGAGAAACCAUACCAAUGUACUGAGUGCGGAAAGAGUUUCACUACGAAUNGAGGACUUCAACUCCCAGAAUUCCCCCCGACGGAAAUCUUGGUAUGA